AAUCUUGGACAUUAGGGAAAAUGCAUAUCUGGUAUUUGAGUUAAGAAAAACCUUAUCUGUUUAGCUGUUACUUGAUUUUUUUAAAAGCACCUAAUUUCAGUCACUUUUUUUGCAAUUUUUUUGGGAUUUGUUUGGUUGUUUUGUUUGUUUAUUUUUUUUAAUUGGGUGUGCAAAAUUAAAGGUAUUUGAAAAAAUGCUGCUGAAAUUUAAUUUAUACCACACAGGAGACAAACUGGAUUUAGUUUGAGAUUUUGUAAAAUGCUUUGUCAAUGAACCACAUAAUGUAUUAAGCAGAUAUAUCCAUGCAUAUUAAUGCAGGAUUGAAUACUGGAAGCACAAGCAGCAGGAGAAGGUUUAUAGAAGGGACAAUGGAUCAGGCCAACACACUGCUUGUUAUCCUCUGAUUCCCCACAAAACCUUUCCAGAAAGUUGGAUUUUACCUUAACAUGGGUGUGUCCUGGAUUCCACCUUCUGAGGAGAAAACCUGUACUGGUUCUGGAUACCACUUACUGAAGAUAUGAGUUUUUCCCCUCACAGGCACCUUUGUUCUCAAAAAGGGAAAUGGAAGAACAUGGUCCUUCACUGAGUUUUCCUCAUGGGCACCUUUAUAUCCCAAAGGUGAAUGAAGGAGCAUCUUUUCCUCCCACACUUUUCCCCUCAUAGAUACCUUUACUCCCUAAAUGGAAAUGGAAAGUCAUCUCUCUCCCACACAAAGCUUUUCCCUCAUGGGUACCUUUAUUCCCUGAGAGGGGAAUGGAAGAGCAUUUACUUCCCACUCUCUUCCCCUCACGGGCAUCUUUAUUCCACAUAAGGGGAAUAGAACAGCAUCUCCCUCCCUCCCGCGCCAAGUUUUCCCCUUAUGGGCCCCUUUAUUCCCCCAAGGGGAAUGGAAGAGCCUCUCUCUUCCACCCUCUCUCCCUCCCGGGCUUUUUUCCUCACGGGCACCUUUAUUCUCCUAAAGGAAAGGGACAAUAUCCCUCCUGCACUGAGUUUUCCCCUCACGGGCACCUUUAUUGCCUAGGAGGGGAAUUGAAGAGCAUCUGCCUUCCUCACACGCUUUUCCGCUCACGGGCACCUUCAUUGCACAAGAGGUGAUUGGAAGACCCUCUCCCUCUCUCCCGUGCUUUUCCCUUCACGUGCACACUUAUUCGUCUGGGUUGAGUUUUCCCCUCGCGGACACCUUUAUUCCUCAAAGGAGAAUGAAAGAACAUCUUUCCCUCCCACACUUUUUCCCUCACGGGCACCUUUAUUCUCCUAAGGGAAAUGGAGACUAUCCCUCCCGCGCUGAGUUUUCCCCUCACGGGCAUCUUUAUUACACAACAGGGGAAUGAAAGAGCAUCUCCCUCACGGGCACCUCUAUUCCCCCAAAAGGGGAAUUGGAAGAGCAUUAUCAUUCCUCAGGGCCACCUUUAUUCCUGGGGCGGGGAAGGGACAAGGCUCUCUCCGCCUCACACCGAAGGCUGAGCGCUGCCCGCAGCCGCAUCGCGCGCGCGCGCGCGGGGCGCGAGUCCUGCAGCGGUUUCGCCGCGGCACCGCCCCUUUCUAAUCGCGCCGCCAUCCCCGAGCGGCGGCGGAGGGAUACCCGGCUCCGGGCGGAGGGAUCCUCACGCUGAAGCCGGCUGGAGAGCCGGGAGAGCGGGAGGCAGGCAGGGAGGGAGGGAAAGAGGACGAGGAGGGGGCGAGCGAUGCGGCGCGGCCGCGCUGGCUGAGGCGAGAAUCCCAGUAGCUAGGCAGCCUCCCUCUUUUCUUUCCUUCCUUCCACCCCUUUGCUAUGUAGGAAGGGAGAGGCAUCAAUGGAAAGGCUGAAAUACGCGUAGAUGGACUUUCGGAUGCAUUUUUUCUUGAAAGAGGAAGAUAAAUCCCGCUAGCCAAUGCACUGACUUUUGUUACUGUUGCAUCGCUUGGUAAAAAUGGGGUUCGCUCACUCCAGCUGAGCCCUUGGAGCAUUCCAGAGAGUUGCUGCAGUGGAGGAAUUAUCUUUAUUUUUUGCAUUAGAGGAGCUGCAUUGAUGUUAACCAUUUUUUUGUAAAAUGGAGAACGAGAUCUUCACACCCCUUCUGGAGCAGUUCAUGUCGAGCCCUCUUGUCACCUGGGUGAAGACAUUCGGACCGCUGGCUGGAGGAAAUGGGACCAACCUGGAGGAAUAUGUGGCCCUGGUGGAUGGAGUGUAUCUAAACGAAGUCAUGCUGCAAAUCAAUCCAAAGUCUGCUAAUCAGAGGCUAAACAAAAAAGUAAACAAUGAUGCAUCAUUAAGGAUUCAAAAUUUGUCUAUUUUGGUGAAACAAAUAAAAACUUACUAUCAGGAGACUUUGCAGCAGUUGAUCAUGAUGUCUUUGCCAAAUGUGCUAAUAAUUGGCAAAAAUCCUUUUUCUGAACCAGGUACUGAAGAAGUGAAAAAGCUCCUCCUGCUUUUGCUUGGUUGUGCAGUUCAGUGUCAGAAAAAAGAAGAAUUUAUUGAAAGAAUCCAAAGUCUGGAUUUUGAUACCAGAGCAGCUGUUGCAGCCCAUAUUCAGGAGGUAACUCAUAAUCAGGAAAAUGUGUUUGACCUGCAGUGGAUGGAUGUCAUUGUGCUGACACAAGAGUAUGUUGAGCCCCUCCUGAAAAAUAUGGCAUUGCAUUUAAAAAGACUUAUAGAUGAAAGAGAUGAGCACUCAGAGACCAUCAUCGAGCUGUCGGAGGAGCGGGACUGUCUCCGUUUCCUGCCGCAUGCGUCGGCAGCACAGUCCCCGUGCGGCUCCCCUGGCAUGAAGCGCACCGAGAGCCGGCAGCACCUGAGCGUGGAGCUCGCUGACGCCAAGGCCAAGAUCAGGAGGCUUAGGCAGGAGCUUGAGGAAAAGACUGAGCAGCUGCUUGACUGUAAACAAGAACUGGAACAGAUGGAAGCUGAACUGAAGAGACUUCAGCAAGAGAACAUGAACCUGCUGUCGGAUGCCCGUUCUGCCAGGGUGUACAGGGACGAGCUGGACGCGCUCCGGGAGAAGGCGAUCCGUGUGGACAAGCUGGAGAGUGAAGUCAGCCGCUACAAAGAGAGGCUCCAUGACAUUGAGUUCUACAAAGCCAGGGUGGAGGAGUUAAAGGAAGACAAUCAAGUGUUGCUAGAAACCAAGACAAUGUUGGAAGAUCAAUUAGAGGGGACUCGAGCCCGUUCAGAUAAACUGCACGAGUUAGAAAAAGAGAAUUUACAACUAAAAGCUAAAUUGCAUGAUAUGGAGAUGGAGCGUGAUAUGGACAGAAAGAAGAUUGAGGAGCUCAUGGAGGAAAAUAUGACCCUAGAAAUGGCUCAGAAACAAAGUAUGGAUGAAUCUUUGCAUCUUGGCUGGGAGCUGGAGCAGAUAAACAGGACCACUGAACUUUCUGAAGUGCCCCAGAAAUCAUUGGGCCAUGAGGUGAAUGAGCUGACAUCCAGCAGGUUACUGAAGCUGGAAAUGGAAAACCAAAGUUUGCUGAAGACAGUGGAAGAGCUGCAAAGCGCAGUGGGCUCUGUGGAAGGCAGCAGUUCGAGGAUUCUGAAAAUGGAAAAAGAAAACCAAAGACUUAGCAAGAAGCUUGAAGAGCUGGAGAAUGAAAUUAGCCAAGAGAAACAAAGUCUUCAGAACAGUCAAAAUCAGAGCAAAGAUUUGAUGAAAGAAAAAGCACAGCUUGAAAAGACACUUGAAGCACUUCGAGAGAACUCCGAGCGACAAAUUAAACUCUUAGAACAAGAAAAUGAACACUUGAAUCAAACUGUGGCUUCUCUAAGGCAGCGCUCACAAAUCAGUGCUGAGGCGAGAAUGAAAGAAAUUGAAAAGGAAAAUAAAAUCCUCCAUGAGUCUAUCAAAGAGACCAGCAGUAAGUUAAAUAAGAUUGAAUUUGAAAAAAAACAAGUCAGGAAGGAACUGGAACACUACAAAGAGAAAGGGGAGAGGGCAGAAGAAUUAGAGAGCGAGCUGCAUCGUCUGGAGAAGGAAAAUGAGUUAUUACAGAAGAAAAUCACUAACCUAAAAAUCACUUGUGAGAAGAUUGAGGCCUUAGAACAAGAGAACUCUGACCUGGAGACGGAGAACAGAAAGCUGAAAAAAACCUUGGAUAGCCUGAAAAACCUCACUUUUCAAUUAGAAUCCUUAGAAAAGGAGAAUUCCCAACUCGACGAAGAAAAUUUAGAGUUACGGAGGACAAUUGAAUCCUUGAAGGGUACAAGCAUUAAAGUGGCACAGUUACAGUUAGAAAAUAAGGAGCUGGAGAGUGAAAAGGAGCAGCUCAAAAAAAGCCUUGAACUGAUGAAAGCCUCUUUUAAGAAGACUGAACGCUUGGAAGUCAGUUACCAAGGCCUGGACACGGAAAACCAAAGGCUACAGAAAGCCCUGGAAAACAGCAAUAAGAAGAUUCAGCAAUUAGAGAGCGAAUUACAAGAUUUAGAGACUGAAAAUCAGACCCUGCAAAAGAACUUGGAAGAGUUAAAAAUCUCCAGUAAGCGCCUGGAGCAGUUGGAAAAGGAGAAUAAGUUGUUAGAACAAGAGACUUCUCAACUGGAAAAGGACAAGAAACAGCUGGAAAAGGAAAAUAAAAGGCUUCGACAGCAAGCAGAAAUUAAAGAUAGUACGUUAGAAGAAAAUAAUGUCAAAAUCAGUAAUCUGGAAAGGGAAAAUAAAUCCCUCUUUAAAGAAAUCGUUGUAUAUAAAGAGUCUUGUCUGCGCCUGAAAGAACUGGAGAAGGAAAACAAGGAACUGGUGAAAAGAGCUACCAUUGAUAAGAAAACCCUGAUCACUUUGAGAGAGGACUUGGUGAAUGAGAAAUUGAAGACUCAACAGAUGAACAACGAUCUAGAAAAACUGGCCCAUGAGCUUGAAAAAAUUGGCUUGAACAAGGAGCGUCUCCUGCACGAUGAGCAGAGCAGUGAUGACAGUAGGUACAAGCUUUUGGAGUCCAAAUUAGAAUCCACCCUUAAGAAGUCUCUGGAAAUAAAAGAAGAAAAAAUUGCUGCUUUGGAGGCUCGUUUGGAAGAAUCAACAAAUCUAAACCAGCAACUGCGUCAGGAACUGAAAACAGUGAAGAAGAACUAUGAAGCUCUCAAACAAAGACAAGAAGAGGAAAGAAUGGUUCAGAAUUCUCCUCCAAGAAGUGGAGAAGAAAAUCAGUCUGUCAAUAAGUGGGAGAAAGAAAAUCAGGAGACUACUAGAGAAUUAUUGAAAGUUAAAGAUAGAUUAAUCGAGGUGGAGAGGAAUAACGCGACGCUGCAGGCAGAGAAGCAGGCGCUGAAAACGCAGCUCAAGCAGCUUGAGACACAGAACAACAACCUGCAGGCCCAGAUCCUGGCCCUGCAGAGACAGACUGUGUCGCUGCAGGAGCAAAACACAACUCUGCAAACACAGAAUGCCAAGCUGCAGGUGGAGAACUCGACACUGAACUCCCAGAGCACUUCGCUGAUGAACCAGAACGCGCAGCUGCUGAUCCAGCAGUCGGCCCUGGAGAACGAGAACGAGGCGAUGCUGAAGGAGCGCGAGGACCUGAAGGGGCUCUAUGAGGCCCUGCUCAAGGACCACGAGCGCCUGGAGCAGCUGCACGAGCGCCAGGCCGCCGAGUACGAGUCUCUCAUUACCAAGCACGGCAGCCUCAAGGCUGCUCACAAAAACCUGGAAGUGGAGCACAAGGACUUGGAAGAUAGGUACAAUCAACUGCUGAAACAGAAAGUGCAGCUGGAAGAACUGGAGAAGGUUCUCAAGACAGAGCAGGACAAAAUGCUGCAGCAAAGUGAGAAACAUGAAACUGUGGCAGCAGAAUAUAAAAAGCUUCGGGAUGAAAAUGAAAGGCUCACUCACACAUAUAGCCAGCUCCUGAGGGAGAAUGAAGUACUCCAAACUGACCACAAGAAUCUGAAAACAUCACUGAACAAUUCCAAACUGGAACAAACACGGUUGGAAGCCGAGUUUUCCAAACUCAAAGAACAGUACCAGCAACUGGAUAUUACAUCAACAAAGCUAAAUAAUCAGUGUGAGCUGCUCAGUCAACUUAAAGGAAACCUGGAGGAGGAAAACAGACACCUGCUGGAUCAAAUCCAGACCUUAAUGCUGCAGAACAGAACAUUACUGGAGCAGAACAUGGAAAGCAAGGAUCUCUUCCAUGUAGAGCAAAGGCAGUACAUUGACAAACUAAAUGAAUUGAGGCGGCAGAAGGAGAAACUGGAGGAGAAGAUAAUGGAUCAGUAUAAAUUUUACGAGCCAUCUCCACCAAGAAGAAGGGGCAACUGGAUCACCCUGAAGAUGAGGAAGCUGAUCAAGUCCAAGAAGGACGGGAACCGCGAGCGCCUCAAGUCGGUGACGCUGACACCCACACGCUCUGAGUCCAGCGAGGGAUUCCUGCAGCUGCCCCACCAGGACAGCCAGGACAGCUCCUCCGUGGGCUCCAACUCCCUGGAGGAUGGGCAGACCCUGGGCACCAAAAAGAGUAGCAUGGGUGCACUGAAAAGACUGCCCUUUUUGAGGAACAGACCGAAGGAAAAAGACAAAAUGAAGGCCUUCUACCGUCGCUCCAUGUCCAUGAAUGACCUGGUGCAGUCCAUGGUCCUGGCAGGAGGACAAUGGACAGGUAGUUCUGAGCAUCUGGAGGGUCCUGAUGAUAUAUCCACGGGUAAAAGGAGGAAGGAAUUGGGAGCUAUGGCCUUCUCUACUACAGCUAUCAACUUUGCCACUGUCAACUCCUCCACAGGCUUCAGAUCCAAGCAGUUGCUAAAUAAUAAAGGUAUAGAUACUACAUCCUUUGAAGAUGUAAGUCCACAAGGUAUUAGUGAUGAUUCUAGUACAGGAUCAAGAGUUCAUGGAGUACAGGACUUUAUCUGUGCAGAUGCUCUUGCUCCUCCUGUCCGUGGCAUUCCAGCCCUGUGCAGGGUUCCCUGUCAGAUCUGUUCUUCCAGACCAGCCAGCCUUGAUAGUGGCAGGACAUCCACUAGCAAUAGCAAUAACAAUGCUUCACUCCAUGAAGUCAAAGCAGGUGCAGUGAACAGCCAGAGCAGGCCCCAGAGCCACAGCAGUGGGGAAUUCAGCCUGCUCCAUGAGCACGAGGCCUGGUCCAGCAGCAGCAGCAGCCCCAUCCAGUACCUGAAGGGCCACACUAGGUCCAGCCCUGUGCUCCAGCACAGGAUGCCCGAGAUGCCAGAGAGUCGUGGCAAACACACCAAAACGGGCUCCCCUGGCAGUGAAGUUGUCACCCUGCAGCAGUUCCUGGAAGAAAGCAACAAGAGUAACUCCAAUGAGAUGAAAUCUGCAAGUGAAGAGAACCUUUUAGAUGAAGUGAUGAGAAGCUUGUCUGAGUCUGCGGAGCUGGCAGGGAGGGAGAAGCUCCGAAAGCAGCCAGCGGCUGGCUGUGGGAUCGUGAGAUCCCUGAGUGUCAGAAACACAGUUGAUUUCUCAGAUGGACGAUCCCUUAAACCAGAGCAGCUGGUAAGGCCCAGCCUCCGGAAGACUGAAGAUCUCUACUUGAGUAGCUCUCCAAUCAAAUUAACCCCCAGCGCCCAGGGGAAGGUCCGGUCUGUGAAAGAAAAGAUCCAAGCAACUGUGACCCAGCGACAAUCCCGGGACUGCAACCCCUACGCCACCUUACCUCGUGCCAGCAGCGUGAUUUCCACGGCAGAAGGAACCACGCGAAGGACAAGCAUUCACGAUUUUUUGUCUAAGGACAGUAGGCCGCCCGUGUCCGUGGAUUCAGCCCCGGCCCCGACUGACAGGAGUGCUCCGCCCACCUCCAGUGAGUACUCGGCACUGCGGGUGUCCUCUCCUUGUGUUCAGUGUGUGCCUGGCAGGGGGGAGCACGGCCCGCUGGGCGAGGCAACUCCCGCGCUCACACCACAUCACUUAGGAGGUAACUCCGAGCUUCCCAAGCCUUCCAGGAUGGAGAGGCCAGGUUGUCGUGAGAGGACUUUGCUGAGCGCAGGUGUGUUCUGGGAUAAAGCCGGAGGAUCUGGGAAUGGCAGCGCAGGCUCCUUCACUGCGCCCCAGCCGUUUUUAUCCCUCAACACCGAAUUAGUCAGCAAUAUCAGUGGAUUGCCCCUGAGAUCCACCUCCAAAGCAGCUGAUCAGGCAAACGUCUCGGCGUUUAGGUCAGUGCUGAGGAGCCAGGAACAGCCUUGUGCUGCUCCAAAAGCUCCAGGUGACCCGCAGGCAGCUCCGACCAGGGACCCUGUCCCUGCCUCCAGCGCUGGCGAGGCCCAGUCCCCACUGCUGGUCUCGGAAGAUAACCAGACCCUGUGGUAUGAGUAUGGCUGUGUAUGAAGGAAAGUUGUGUUAUUAAAUAUAUGUGUCUAACAUGCCAUCCAUGUCCACUGGAUGAUGGAGAAAACUUCUCUCCAAUGAAAGAAUCAUUCCUGAUUUAUCCACGGGGUAGUUAUUCCCUGCAAAUGGUGGCUGUGGACUGUGGCAUGUUUGAAUGUGGAAUUGUAACCCCACCAAAGUCUGCAUGAAACAUUAAUUGCACUGUGUAUAUUUUGCAUGCCUUUAUAAUACAAGCUCUAUUUUUAUUUGUUACGCAUUGCAAAUACUUUGGUGUUUUCCUGUUGGUUACUGCUGCAUGUUAAACCAAGCGCAUGCCCAGAAUGGCGCAGGGAACAGCAUUCCUGGGACAAGGACAGCACUGGCAGUGGCACUGCAGCUCUCAGGGCUAUCAGUAACACACUGAUCAUCUGCUUGGAGGGAAAAAACCCUUUUUUCCCCCCCUCUUCUUUCAGAAAUGAGGUACUAAUGCAAAGAAGCAUUUGGAGAGAUCUCAGUGCCUUCUUACCCUUUUCAUCUAUGCCAUGUCGUGGCAUAAAUGCAUGAGGAACAAGUGCCCAAUAAUCCAAACAAUUCAGUGGUUCUAGUUUGCACAGUAAACAUUUAUUACUGUUCAUACUGAGUAAUAAACACACAGACCAUUCAUAAUCCUAAACAGAAAUGAUAAUUCUCACAAAGAGGUCAUAAAUUAGGGACAUGAUACACAGCACUUGUCAUGAAAAAAUGACCUUUUCCACCUUUUCCCUUUGGUCUGCUUUGUCUUUCCAGUCAUGGGUACAACUGUGGUGAAGUGUUUGGUUUUAUCAGGGGUCAAAUAACAGGCUCCUUGUGAUGUAUAGGAAUGAAAAACUGUCUGGUGUAUGGAGUAUGGUGGAAAUUCAUUUUUUCUUGUCAGUGGAAGUACCAGUGAUAUAAUAGAAAACAAAUGGUGUAACAGAAUAACAGAAGAUGUUAAAUUAACACGAUUAAAUAAAAGUAAAAAUACCAAAGUUGCUUGCAAGGUUAUGGGAGGAUAUGAACACAUCAGCAAAUAACUUCUUAAAUUCCGGUGAGCAGCUAAAGAGAAAUGUUGAAAAGUAAUUACUUGAGGUGCCACUGUUUCUGCAUGUGCUUGAAACUUGCCAAUGGUAAAUUUAAACAGUUUAAAAUUGUAUCAGAUUUAACGUGUAAUUACACAAGGCUUUAGACGUGAGCACUUCUUUGCAAGAGGAUAUUGGUUAUGCCAGUUGUGGGAGCUAGAAUACAUUAUAAAAAAAUUGACUGACAGUAUAGCUAGAAGGAAAAUAAUAAAAAUUUAAUAUGUAUAUUGAAAACAACAAAUGUCACAUUCUGUUUCGUAUAAUUGCAUUUAUUCUGCCAGCAGUUUUGUGACAGCCACAGAACCACUGUGUGGGCUGAACUUUUAAUUUCUUAGUGCUUAAUUAGGGAGGUGCAGUGAGUCCAUAGCUCCUAAGGGAGAACAGCGGAUAUCCCAUGUGGCAGUCUGGAAGGACUCUGUUGUAUAUGGGAUGGGAAGCCCUGCAUUUCAGGAGCAAGGGGAGGAUAUUGAAUGUCUGUGGAGAAUAAAAUGGCUGUUUCAGGAUGUGACACAGGCCUGCCCCAGGUCUGCACCACUCAUUGUUAUUGGGCUGAUAAAUCUCUCACUUUUUCCAGUGCUGGGCACAGUGAGUGGUCAGUUGUUGCUGUGUUCCCUCUGGAACUAUCUCAGCAGCAAAAUAAUGAGAAAUCUGAGAUAUAUAAUCCUAAUUUCACACAUAGAGCGAGACCGGUGUUCUGGUCUUGGGUCAUGCAUUUGACUUCACUCCAGUUCAUCUGUAGUUGUGUUGGAGGUGAAGAGCGCCGGUAUCCCAAGCAAUGUGUGCACAAGGCAUUGUGAAAGUUAUUUAAGGAAUUACAGUCCUAGCUCUGAGAGCCCUUAAUACUCAUCCUGUGCUGCCAGGGUCUGGCUUUUCUUCCCUGUGCCCUGCAGAGACACUGGUCAGAACGAGAUGUGUAGCUGCUUUAGAUCAACUGUGGCUGCUGAAGUCUUGGGUGUGCUGUUGCCUCCUCCUCUUGCUUAGGUCCUUAGACAGUCACACCUACAAAAAACUUUCAGUAUUGUCCCCAGCUUCCCUCUUAAAGCCCAAGGUCUGUGGAAUAGCCAAGCAUGAGUGUCCUGGAGCACUAGUGUCUCAAAUCCGCUUGAGUUGGAGACUAGCCUUGUCCGGCUCAAGCCACUCUGCACUGGUUUAUAAAUUUGCAAUGAAUUGCAUUUCAGUUCUGAGGAGAAUAACUUGUUUUGCUCCACUGAGUUAGGCAGCAGCAGAAGUGUUCUGCAAGAGUGUUUAAUGGCUCUGAAUAAUGACUUAUCAGCAUUUGUUUAUUACAUAUGAAAGAAAGAAAAUGUCACGGAUGGACGGAUCUUUUGUUUUCUCCACUCUUUGGUCUUUAGCAAGAAGUUCGUGGAUGUCUAUGUUCAAACAGUGGAAGGUUCCAUGGAAUUCUUUCCAUUCCUAAUCCCUGCUGCUCCUCAGCCAUGUGCAUGGCAGGCUGUGAAACACAUGAAGCCCUUACGCAUUCCUUAGUUCCUGCUGGCUUGGACAGUGCUAAGUUAGGGCUUUGCAUGAUACUGAUAAACACGAGAUAUGUGACUGCUGCCCAGAAAGGUUUUGUUGUGCAGGCUCAGUCGUUUGCUCACAGCUGAGGUUUGCCUGGCUCAGGAUUUGCUUGAUGCUUUGCUUUCAGUGACUGGUGAAUUCAGAUGCUGUGUUUUGCAUGUUCAGGGUGUUGCAUGCAAAGACAGUUUUGUGGAACUGAGUGGGAAUGGGAAGAGCCAGGAAUUCUGUUGGUAUGCAGCAGGUCAAAUACAAUGAAGGAAGUUCUCUGCUAGGGUCAGUCUGUGAUUCCACCUCAUUGUUUUUCUUUGCAUUCAUGCAGAAAUGUAGGGUUGGUGUAGCUAAAGGUGACAUAUCUGACUGUGGCUUUAGGAAUAACACCUGGCUGUUGUAAAUGCUGAGAUGUCAGUGAGUGUAGCUGAGCAGGCACUUGCAGCGAGUUUCUUCUGUCCCUCUCCUCUGUCCUUUCCUCUUGAAAACAACCAAAGUGUUUAUUUAUCCUUUUGCUCUCCUAAUGAGUUAGAAUGUGUUUUAAUGCAUGAAGGGGUUUUUUCAUGUCCUGAUAAACACAAUGAAUAACUUGAAAUGCUUUUCUCUGCAGAUGUGGAAGCAAUACCAGAAAGCAGAAAUUCAAAAAGCAGGUCUAGGGAGCAACAAAGCUCCUAAUUCUAUUACCCACUACCUGAGCUGUGGGCCAAGUGGUGAGUUUCCUGCCCAACCUGUAAAUGAGAUGAAUUUCAUUUACAACAAACUAACAGCAUUCCAUCUCAGCCCCAAAGCACAUUGCAUUAACCAGAUGUAAAUCCUGCUUGCUUACCUGGCUUCUCUCGCGCUCGCUCGUUAGGCCGGGGCCAGUGGCUCUCCAGAGCUUCUUGCAGAGGCAGGGAACCUCAUCCUCCUUUGCCUUUUGCCUGUAAAAAUGAUCUAUUAUUUUUCCCAUCUUCUGAAGAAGAAAGCACAAAGAAAUCCCAAUAAGAAAUGACACUGAAGUCAGUUUUUAGAUAGGGACAGGUAAAUUUGAAAGAAUAGUUGAACAAAACUCAAGAGGAUUUAGAACCCCACUGAAUCUGCCUUUUUAUAAAGCUUGGUUUUGGUGUUCUGUCCUCUUCUCGACUUCCCUGAGCCCCUUUGGUGCAUGCUGUUAGUGCUUUUAGUGACUGAACUCUGUGUGUUGUGCCUCUACACCUGAAGCUUUUUCUUACAUUCUUUUCUCUUUCUGCCUUUCGACUGAACACAGAGAGAAAAGUGUCCUUCAGUAUCUCAGUGUGAAGCCUUUAUAUCUGAAGUAACAAGACAGCGGCUGUAGGAAUCAUUAAUAAAAAUUAAGGGAAUUUUUUACAUUCUUCAUGACUAGAGCAGGCAAGAAAUAAAAACCUACCUACCUUCCUUUCUUCCUUGAAUCAAGGAGCUCUACUGGAGUCUACUGCCGAAAAUGUGUAGAUGGUCUUAGGAAUUAUUGCACAUUGCACUGUUAAGAUCUACUGAAUAAAGGACAGUUCUCAUCUCCCUAAGGACCAAGGAUUUUAAGGUCUCAAGAAUUACUCCAGGGAAAAAAAAACAAAACAAAACUUCUUUCGUCUUCUGUUUUUGAAAUUAGCCGUUGAUUUGCUUAAGCUUCUAAUAAUUAGCCAAAAAACCCAAACUAGCAGUUUCUAUUUACUUCUGUAAAUCUUAAGGAAAUGCUGUAGAGUUUUGUUGAAAUGGACUGUAUAUACAGAUACAAAAACCUCACAGCUACUGGCACUUCACUGCCUUAUUUGGUUAGCAUAAUCUGCAUGAAAUUGCUCUUAAGAAAGUUUAUGCUCAUUUUUGUUGCAUACUGCAAGAGAAAAUUUUGUUUACAUCCAUGGAAAAGCUCGGCAACUAACAGAAGUGGGAGUCAUGGGAUAAUGGUAUUAGAGAGACACUGUUUGUCCUUUGUGUUUUUCGCAUUCCCGAGUUACUCUGCAUAUGUAUGUUCAGAUUUUUCUGACAGGAAAUUGUCGGGUAUGGUUUUCCUACAACUUUUAUUUUAGUACAAGGCUGUUUUCCACAAAUGCCAUUUCCAGGAUAAGACUGUCUUACGAUGUUUGUGUAUUGACUAAAAUUUUUUUUUUUACUGUUUGUCUUUUGACGUGAGCUGAUUGUGGCUUGGGAGGUUUCUUGAUGGCAAAAAGAAAUGUAAAUAAUAUCAUAUGCAUUUUACAAUCAGUUCCCUCUAAGGUUAUCUUUUACUAGAUACAUUUUGUUCAUUAUUGAUUUAUAUUAAAAUCAACAAAUGUUAUUGGUA
Molecule: messenger RNA, 13100 nt
Organism: Prinia subflava (tawny-flanked prinia)
Lineage: Eukaryota; Metazoa; Chordata; Aves; Passeriformes; Cisticolidae
Gene: CCDC88A
Product: coiled-coil domain containing 88A
Exons: 33
Coding region: 2031-8240 (2069 amino acids)
Biological process (GO): cytoplasmic microtubule organization; cytoskeleton-dependent intracellular transport
Cellular component (GO): centrosome; cytoplasm
Molecular function (GO): dynein light intermediate chain binding; microtubule binding
Source: RefSeq, a predicted model, not a curated record